AUGUUUUUUAAAAAAUGUUUUAAACAUAACAUAAAUUAUAGGAUUGCUCAAUCACAAAAGAGAUCUUUGAAAGAUUUUAGAGUUAUGGGGCCUCGUUUUGAACAAACUGAUUUUGAUUUACAGCCUCAACCGGAUCCUGCAAUUAAGUUGAUUGCAAAUACGCCUACGAGAUUUUCAAAUCAAAGUAUUGUAUCAUGUAAUGGUGGUAAUGGCUCUCUUGGUCAUCCCAAAAUAUAUAUUAAUUUAAAUAAAAACGAGCCCGUCUCGUGUGGGUAUUGUAUGAAAUCUUCCAAAAAUAUGCAUAGUUCUUAG
Molecule: messenger RNA, 312 nt
Organism: Pneumocystis murina B123
Lineage: Eukaryota; Fungi; Ascomycota; Pneumocystomycetes; Pneumocystales; Pneumocystaceae
Exons: 4
Coding region: 1-312 (103 amino acids)
Biological process (GO): mitochondrial electron transport, NADH to ubiquinone
Source: RefSeq, a predicted model, not a curated record